AUGAUAGACAACCAAGAGUCUCUGACCAGACCCAUCAACAGCGCAGGCUUCCACGGGCCUGUGAGCUUUCGAUGGCGUGUCACUGGUUACUUCACACCCGGCCUUCUCGACGGCCACCUUGAGAAAUUGACCCGGGCUACCCAAAAGUGGCUGAACACCUGUCACUGGCCAGCCAAAGAACUCGAGUAUGGGUCUACCAGGGUCGAGUCGAUGCCUCUGUGCUCCCGUGAGGAACGCAACAAGGCUCCUUUGGACAAGAACGGAAGAGCGUACUUUGCCAUGACGGUCCAGAUAACUGUUCAUCUCAAUCGUGGAAGCACCUUCAUCCCACAGAAUGUGGUCGAUCUGCAAGAGUCGCUCUUUGACUGCCUGUUUCCUCAAUUUGGUGAUAACCAUGCCAUCAUGGGCUCCGGCUUCCGCUAUCAUCUGCCCAUCGGCGGUGUUGAGGGCGCAAAUCAAAUCUUCAGCUCCCUUGAACGUUGCUUCACUGAUGAGCUUCCCAAAGCGCUGGUAGGAGCGUUCAUGAAAACGGGGAUUGCCGCCCACAACCAAAUUCCAGAACGUUUUCCCGCCUCCGCAAUCAUCGCCUUCGUGGAAGAGGUCGUUCUGAAAUACAAGCACGGUUCUACAGAGUCCGCCGAAAAGCUCUCAAACGUGCCGAACCGUCCAGAUGCCGUCCAGACAAUCGUGCACGAUCUACUCGAUACUUACCUCACAUCGUUUGAGGCCUUUAAGCACACUGUCGCUGCGGCCCACAACGAAGGCACUGUACCCAAGACGAUCAAGAACGUGGUUACCAAUGCCGAGAUCAUGCUUUCUUCGUUGCACAGACUCGUCAUUAACAUCGAGCACCAUGUCGGCAAGACCGUCCCGGGAUCCAACAGUCGAUUCUUUCUCAAGAGGUGGAUCAAUAAUUACUUCCGAUCAGCAGAGCCGCCUACCAUCUGCCUCGACACUGACAUCACGGGCUUUGACGUUGAUCGUUGCAAGCGCACGCUUCGCACCAAACUUUGUCGCUACGAGGCAGCUUCGGUCCCCAUCAUCGGUGCCGUCCGUCUUCUGGAUCCUGAUUUACGCAAAGAGUUCAAGCAGGUGGUUGACUCGACGGCCAACACUCCCGACAAGGUCGACCUCUUGCGUUUGUACGGGGGCGUUUGGCAAGGGAUGCCGAAUUUCACCAGGGAGCAGCUGCUGGAGACAAUCGACUCGUAUAUGCAGCCAUUUGAGGAUAUACACCGCAAGCUUGUUGAUCACCUCAACGUCAUCAACAAUGAGAUUGGCAGGUCGAUCGACCUUACUUCAAGGGAUUUGUGGUGGCAUUCGACAGAUGUAAAGGAGAAGCAGUGCUUUGACUCGGACUCUCUUUACUGA
Neurospora tetraspora is the source of this 1371-nucleotide messenger RNA. RefSeq lists its product as uncharacterized. NCBI's taxonomy places the organism in Eukaryota, Fungi, Ascomycota, Sordariomycetes, Sordariales, Sordariaceae. The record is from RefSeq and is a predicted model, not a curated record. Bases 1 to 1371 code for a protein of 456 amino acids. The transcript is spliced from 5 exons.